This is a messenger RNA of Emericellopsis atlantica, 1907 nucleotides long. RefSeq lists its product as uncharacterized. The coding region runs from base 269 to 1549 and encodes 426 amino acids. The record is from RefSeq and is a predicted model, not a curated record. Lineage: Eukaryota; Fungi; Ascomycota; Sordariomycetes; Hypocreales; Bionectriaceae. The transcript has 4 exons.
AGCUGCCUGACGUGCAUUGAUCGACCCUCACCUCUCGUGCUUCCCUGCCUGACCACCGUGCAACGUCAAAGUCUACCUAGUCAUUCCCCUCGCGCCCAAACACGAUUUCUUUCAAUUCCUUUGCCCUAUCAUUCACAGAGUCAGUAGAUCAACCGUGUCCUCCAACGACCUGUUCUCGACCUCGCUCGUGACAACCAAACGAACCCCCAUCGACUCAUCUCGGAUCGUCCUCAUCCCUCCCACCAAUUCUCUCCGUCGAGCUGUCAAGAUGUCUUCUCCAGCUUCUCAAUCUGUUUCCAAGUCGGCCAAAAAGAAGGCUGCGAAGGCUAUCGAGCGUGUCAACUCUCCUGCUCCCAGUGCUGCCUCAGGUGCAGCUGAGAAGAACAGCGACGACGGCCCCGCCAGUCAAUACAUCAGGGAGCUCCAGAAGAAUAUUCGCAAUCUGAACAAGAAGAUUACAAACGCCUCGAAGACCGAUAGCAUCCUCAACGAGCACCCCAAGAAGACCCUCGAUGAACUCGUCAGCGAGAAGAUUAUCAACGCUGAUCAGAAGGCUCAAAUCGAGAAGAAGCCAGAGCUCCGGGCUCAGCUCCAGCAGCAAGAGGAGCAGCUGAACCAGUACAUCAAGAUCGACGAACAUUAUCGCUCACAAGCCACUGCGGACAAGGCUGAAUGGGAAAAGACUCUCGAAAAGGCCAAGAGCGAUGCAGCCGCCGAGGUAGAGGCGAGAUUCCGAGCUUCUCAGCGCAAGGAUCUGCUGCUGCUAUCCCAGUUCCUGCGGUUAGCUGCCUACCGCCGUGAGGAGGGUGGUGACGCAGAGUCGGACGAGUCCCAAGCCAUUGAAGGCAUCCUUCUCGCCAUCUACACAGGAGAUGACAGCGCAGUCGAAACUAUGCUGAAGCUCACCCAAGGAUCGUCCGACGCUCCGCUUAGUGUGCCUGGGGAGCAGCUACAGACUCCAUACUCGCAGAUCAAGACCCUCGCCCAGACUUACAAGAGUCCCUACGAAAUCGAUGCGGCGGUUGAGCCAUCUGUCGAGAUUGAGGCUGCCACUGACCCCACAGUUGCGCACGCGACUACGACCGAGAUUGAAGCCGGCGACGCCACACAGCUCAAUGGCCAAUCUGUGGAGGCAAUCACGAGCGGCAUCGACAAUGUCAAUGUCACCGACCAAGCUGCCAAUGCUAUUGGCCAAAGUCACUGGGACAGCUCCAAGGACGUACCUACCUCGCAGGACGAGUGGGUGCAGGUACCCCGGGACCCCGCCGAGACCGACACGGGCCUGAACGCGACACCUGCCGUUGCUGCCAACACCCAGUCGUGGGCAGACGACCACCCUGAGCAAACGCCUGCUCCCAAGACUGCUGACCCGAACGAAGGCUUCCAGUCGGUACAGCGCAACCGUGGCCGCAAUGAUAGUGGUCCCAGCCGCGGAGGCCGUGGACGCGGUGAUUUCCGUGGUCGUGGCCGUGGUGAUGCUCGCGGUCGCGGCCGUGGUGGCAGAGGUGGCCCUUCGCGUGGUGGACCUCGCCGAACUGAAGAGUCGUAGAACUCCAUCUCUCAGGGAGGCUUGGUUUCCAUGAGGGCUUAAACCUACAUGUAACCUUAGCAUCGUCCUGCUCGCAGCGGCAAGGACGAUUGUACAUCAGUUGUUGAAGGCGUUUUACAGAGUCACCGUGGCAUAGCAAGGGGGUUCAUGGCUGAUUUCCAGGAACGGAAGAUACACAAUGGGUGUGUGUGGACAAUAUUUUGGAGGGCGGUCGUUUAGGUGAUUGUUAGAUAUGUCCUAUCGCUGGACAUGUACAAUAUGAUGCAUUACGACCUCUCAAGCUGAAACCUACCACUGUUCUUAACUACCAAAAUGCGCCAAAGGCAUUGCAUAUUCUGCAGCACCACACGAUAUGCCA